Euleptes europaea (tarantolino) is the source of this 699-nucleotide messenger RNA. Its product is annotated as interleukin-27 subunit alpha-like. NCBI's taxonomy places the organism in Eukaryota, Metazoa, Chordata, Lepidosauria, Squamata, Sphaerodactylidae. The coding region runs from base 1 to 699 and encodes 232 amino acids. The transcript is spliced from 5 exons. Gene Ontology annotation, biological process: regulation of T cell proliferation. The record is from RefSeq and is a predicted model, not a curated record. Gene Ontology annotation, molecular function: interleukin-27 receptor binding.
AUGCGUCUGUGUGGUGCAGCACUCUUUCUCCAGAUUCUCCCCAAUUUCUUCUUCCUUGCUGCUACUGCUUCAGCUAGUCUUCGGGAGGAGAAGGGGUCUGGGCUGGAGAGCACCCUUCCAUGGCAGGUGAAACUGCAGAAAGAAUUUGGCACCAGCUUAAAGAUCUCACGGCAAAUCCUGUGCAAAACAGGCAUCAUAGCACGCAACUACCUCUCUGCCCGUCUCUCCGGAGCCCAGCUGCCUUUUGUAUCACGCUCAUCGACGCUUCCCUCAGUCAGCCUCAAUUUCAGCUCAUGGAUUUCUCUUUCGAAUGCCGAGCGCCUGUCUCACAUGGCCAAGAUGCUCUCGUUCUAUCGGGGGCUAGUCCAGCAGCUGCAGGAUUACGAGGCGACGAGAGAGGAUUCCAAAUUCGCGGCUCAGUUUGAAGAGCUCGGCUUGCAUCUCCGAGACCUGAGCCACCACGUGAAUUACCAGAUUUCACUUUGGGGCUUGCCGCGGAAAGACUCGCUCGAACCCGCCCUCGAGCCCCUCCAAAUCCUUCGACACCAGAGCCAAUGGAGAAACCGCCUGGAAGUUAACUACGUCUUGAGCUCCCUCCAGAAUCUCCUCUGCCGUGUUGUGCGGGACUUCAUGCUGCUCAAGAGGAGAGUUGCCCGAUCCCUUCCCGUGACACUGGAGUCCCGCCCUUCCACUUUCUAA